This is a messenger RNA of Asterias rubens (European starfish), 2055 nucleotides long. RefSeq names its product U3 small nucleolar ribonucleoprotein protein IMP4-like. The coding region runs from base 144 to 1016 and encodes 290 amino acids. Gene Ontology annotation, biological process: rRNA processing. Gene Ontology annotation, cellular component: nucleolus; Mpp10 complex; small-subunit processome. Gene Ontology annotation, molecular function: rRNA primary transcript binding; snoRNA binding. The transcript is spliced from 9 exons. The record is from RefSeq and is a predicted model, not a curated record. NCBI's taxonomy places the organism in Eukaryota, Metazoa, Echinodermata, Asteroidea, Forcipulatida, Asteriidae.
UUGGUCAACUAAAGUGGGUACCACACUACUCGGCACAAAACACCAAACACGUGUACCUUCUUAUACAAAAUAGCUCAGCAAUGUCAAGUAUUUAAAUGUAGUGUGUAUGUCAUCCAGAAUUAACAACAUAAAAACAGUUAAAAAUGUUACGACGGCAAUCUAGACUGCGACGGGAGUAUCUGUACAGGAAGUCUCAGGAGACGAAAGACCGAGUCAUCAGUGAGAGGAAAAGGAAGCUUAAAGAUGCCUUGGAUGAGAACAAACCAAUCCCAACGGAGUUGAGGAAGGAUGCUCUGAGUUUACAAAAAGCCCUGGCGUUUGAUGAUGAAGGUGGGACAGAUUUGAAUCACAUGGAUGAUGAAUAUCGCUGGGCCGGAGUAGAAGACCCCAAGAUUAUGCUGACCACCUCCAGAGAUCCAAGCUCCAAACUCAAACAGUUUGCCAAAGAAGUAAAGUUGAUCUUCCCGAAUGCCCAGCGCUUAAACCGUGGUAACUACGAUGUGGAUCAGCUAGUCCAAGCCUGCCGAGCUAAUGAAGUCACUGAUCUAUUAAUAAUACAUGAGCAUCGAGGUGUACCAGAUGCCCUACAAGUUUGUCAUCUUCCUUAUGGACCGACUGCCUUCUUCACUCUCCUCAAUACUGUAAUGAGACAUGACAUACCAAAUAUUGGUACAAUGUCAGAAGUCUAUCCACACCUCCUCUUUCAUAACUUCAAGUCAAAGCUGGGCGAAAGGGUCUUGAACAUCUUGAAGUACUUGUUCCCAGUACCAAAGGAGGAGAGUAAGAGGGUCAUAACUUUUGCCAACCAAGAUGAUGUCAUUUCCUUUAGACAUCACAUGUACAAGAAAGCAGACCAAAAAACUAUAGAUUUAUCAGAGGUUGGACCAAGAUUUGAAAUGAAGUUGUAUGAAAUCCGUUUGGGCACCAUCGAAAAGUCAGAUCCAGGGGAGACAGAAUGGGUAGCAAGACCCUACAUGAACACCGCCAAGAAACGCAAACAUCUCAGCGAAAAAUGAUCAUCAUGAGCUGGAGCAAGAUCGACCGCUUACCAAGAUUAACCAGAGUUAAACUAUCUUCAACCAAGCCCUGAGAGGUUAAUGAUGGUUGAUUACAUCUAGUUAAAUAACUACACUAAAUCCUAGGGGGCAGGUUGCUUCCUGCUCUCAGUUAUCAGGGAAGAGUGCUUCGGAGAGGUGCCCAAGCUACACCUGUCUCAGGGAAUAGCAAGACUACCAUCCAGGCUAGGCAAAAGUGGUUUCUUUCCUUCCCUCACCUUCGAGACCCUGGUUCGAGUUCCGCCUUAGUAGAUUGGAGCCUUACAUGUGGGUUGGGUUUUCAAUCGCUACCUGAUUACUUGGUUUUUAACUCUACACAUGUAUACAGUUUUUUUUCCUUCCGCAUAAUUUGUUUUAAUUUCUUCGUCUUCUCGGGUUCUUCAGGUAUUUCUGAGGUUUGUUUUCCUGGUCCAUUUAUGUCCAGAAUGAUUAUAAUAUUAAAACCUAGCUUGUAAUGUCUAACAGUUGGAAUGGAACCAUGCAGGUAAUUACCGGUCAUAUUUUCAAUCAUCAUAAUGGACAAAGAGCGGGAACGGGUACAAUAAAAGAGGAAAUCAAAAAGUAGAAAGAUGACCACUCUGCAAGGUUGAAAUCUACAAAUGGUCAACAAUUGGUUUGACAUUAUAAUUUUGUUCCUCACUGGGUGGAACAGUGAUGAGGCAAUGCCCCUUGGGUAAAUUGGUUGGGUACUGGUGGGUAUUCACCUCACAGGAGGAGAUUAACAGGCAACCAGUUCCAGGCAAUCGAUCAAUAAGAAAACGGUCAUAUUUCAGUUUCUCAUCUACUUUUGUGGGGAUAGUGAACUACUGAAAAAUAAAGUGUCUUUUGCCGCCGAAUAGUUCCUUGUGCAUGCAGUGGGUGCAAUUGGUUGCCUGUUAGUGAAAGCGCCUAUAAACAGUCAUUUGAAUUUGUCAAAAGGCACAUCGUCAUUAAAGGCAGUGGACACUAUUGGUAAUUGUCAAAUACUAGCUUUCACAGUUGGGGUAUCUCAACAUAUGCA